Ruditapes philippinarum (Manila clam) is the source of this 1164-nucleotide messenger RNA. RefSeq names its product EF-hand calcium-binding domain-containing protein 10-like. The record is from RefSeq and is a predicted model, not a curated record. Lineage: Eukaryota; Metazoa; Mollusca; Bivalvia; Venerida; Veneridae. The coding region runs from base 37 to 459 and encodes 140 amino acids. The transcript has 4 exons.
CCUGCAGUGUUGUUGUGGUUACAAUUUAGCGUAAAAAUGGCGACCGAUGGAGAAACUGGUAAACCGAGGGUAGAUGAAACUAACUUGUAUUUACAAAAUCAUCGAAUACUGGAGCUAUUUAAUAAUAUGACAUCGCAGUUAAUUUUUAAUAGACCAGCUGACCCCAAAAAAUUCAUGAUUGAGAAUCUCGAGCGACUUCAAAAAGCCAAAUCAACAAAAAGAGACUGCCCUUGUUUGUUUGAUGAUAGCAAUAUACAGUCAGUUUAUGGAAUGUUAGAUCCAACCAACAGAGGCUACAUAACCCUUAAACAAUAUUGCGAAGCAUUAGAGACUCUUGGAAUCAAAGGAUAUGAUGCUCAACCUGACGGCGCCAUGGACAACAGAGUUACAUUUGACACAUUUUUACAUGCAGCGAGGGAUGGACUUCAAAAAGCAUCAGCAACUUUCAUGGCGUCAUAGUUUAUAAACAUUUGACAGCAUAGUUCAUAUUUACUAUAUAAGUUCAUUCAAGGAUAAGUUUAACCGUGGAAGCAAAAGGUGGUUAAGUUGAAUUUAACAUGAUUAACAACAGAACUGCUAUAUCUUUGUUGUAAAUAAUUGAUGUUUAAAAAUUUUGCUUUCAAAACGCUGAAAUAUGUUAUAAGAAUACCUUAAAAGUCUGUUAUAAGAAUACAUUAAAAGUCUGUUGUAUAAAAAUUACAAAACAUUCAUGCUGUACCAGUAAAAUAGAGCAGGAACAUACCCUUUCUACAUUGUUAUUUAUAAUAGUCUGUAUAUUUUCUUUUUUUAAAUCUCACACUGAUUGGUAAACUUACAUGAAAUUACUGUACUGUUCUACAAUUUUGUAUGAUAAUAUUCAACAGGUUUUUACUUUUUUUAAGUUGUUUAAGUUGAUCUUGCUAAAUUUGAAUAAUGGACUCGCCCUACUUGGGCAAGUCCAUAAGUAGUUCAAGGGAUUUCAUUAUCAAAACGCUUAAGUGUCGCAGAUAGGCCAAUGGACAGGGUCUGUACUGGUGGCAUACUGUCAAGUCAAUACAGCUUCUGGUUAAGAUUGGUUAUUUGUGCCUGUUAAAUAUGAUGAUAUUUAUGAUUGAAAUUGACUGUGAUUAUGUGUUAUGUGUCAUUUUAAUUGUCAUUUGUUAAAUAAAAUAAAUUCAUAUAGUA